CUUUUAUCAUAUGAAGGCUUCCUUUAUGUGAUCGGAGGGGACGAUGGCUCUUUCAAUCUCUGCACGAUGGAAUGCUACGACCCAACCACAAAUACCUGGACACUUCUGACUGGACGAAUGAACAUUGGCCGUAGCUAUGCCGGCUACGCCGUAAUUGAUCAACACUUCGCUUAG
Protopolystoma xenopodis is the source of this 174-nucleotide messenger RNA. The record is from the annotation of a GenBank genome assembly. NCBI's taxonomy places the organism in Eukaryota, Metazoa, Platyhelminthes, Monogenea, Polystomatidea, Polystomatidae.